Molecule: messenger RNA, 972 nt
Organism: Rhineura floridana
Lineage: Eukaryota; Metazoa; Chordata; Lepidosauria; Squamata; Rhineuridae
Product: olfactory receptor 6F1-like
Exons: 1
Coding region: 1-972 (323 amino acids)
Biological process (GO): G protein-coupled receptor signaling pathway
Cellular component (GO): membrane
Molecular function (GO): G protein-coupled receptor activity; olfactory receptor activity
Source: RefSeq, a predicted model, not a curated record
AUGGAAUCAACCAACAGGAGUGUGGUAAAAGCAUUUGUUAUCCUGGGUUUCCCAGCUUCUCCGCAGCUCCGCAUGCUGUUCUUCACCUUCGCCUUGGCCACCUACAUUCUCACUGUCACUGCCAACAUUAUCAUCAUUUCAACCAUUAAGGCAAACCGCAAGCUGCAGUGCCCCAUGUACUACUUCCUUGGCAACUUCUCCUUCAUGGAGAUCUGGUAUACAACUUCCACUGUCCCCAAGAUGCUGGAAAGCUUCCUGGUUGAUGGGAGUCAAAUCACUGUGGCAGGUUGCAUUGCCCAGCUCUAUCUUUUCUUUGCAUUGGGCUCCACUGAGUGUUUCCUCCUGGCUACUAUGGCUUAUGACCGCUACUUGGCCAUCUGUCGUCCUCUUCAUUAUUCGACCCUUAUGACUCUGCAAGUAACUACCUGGCUGGUGACAGCAGCCUGGGUGGGUGGAUUUUUGGCUCCUUUGCUUCCCAUUGUCCUCAUCUCCCAGCUCUCAUUCUGCGGGCCUAAGGAGAUAAACCAUUUCUUUUGUGAUGCUGGGCCCCUGUUGAGACGGUCAUGUGGCAAUGCCUUUCUCAGCUCCACUCUUGUCUCAGUGCUGGCCUCCCUUGUCAUCCUUAGCACCUGCAUGCUCACCAUGGUAUCCUACAUCUUCAUCAUCUCAACCAUACUUCGGAUCCCAUCAGCCAGUGGGAGACAGAAAGCCUUUUCCACUUGUGGCUCACACCUGACUGUAGUGGUGAUUUAUUAUGCUACAGUUAUCUUCAUAUAUGUACGGCCCAUCUCCCCUUCCUCAUCCAAGCUAGAUACAGUGGCAUCAGUCUUUUAUGCAGUGGUCACCCCACUGCUCAAUCCAAUGAUUUAUAGCUUAAGGAAUAAGGAAGUGAAAGAAGCUUUGAAAAAGUUGGUGAGCAGGAGCCGGGUCUUUCUGAAAAAUAUUGGAGCUCCAAUCAUGGUUUGUUGGUAG